Molecule: messenger RNA, 1450 nt
Organism: Poecile atricapillus (Black-capped chickadee)
Lineage: Eukaryota; Metazoa; Chordata; Aves; Passeriformes; Paridae
Gene: RFESD
Product: Rieske Fe-S domain containing
Exons: 4
Coding region: 107-784 (225 amino acids)
Molecular function (GO): 2 iron, 2 sulfur cluster binding
Source: RefSeq, a predicted model, not a curated record
UUCUGACGCAUUGAGCCUCUGAAGUCCUGUCAUAGGUUGCUGUAGGGCCUGGCCUCAUUGCCUCCUGCUUGCAUUUAUAGAGGGGCUGUGAAGCACCUUGUGACAUAUGGGAAAAAGGCAGGGCAGUGGUGAUAGACACCGUGAAGGAGAGGCGAUGCUGGACCUCAUCAUCCUCAGCCUUCAUUUCUUUAUCUGCUUUCUCAUCUCCAUUGCAAUCUGGUGUGGACCAAAGGACAUGGAUUUGCACAGCUCAAGCACAGGAACUGAAAUGGAGCCUGAUGGUCUUAUAUUCAUUGGCAAAGAAGAGGACAUAAAGAAGUCCCAAAGAAUAACAACCAAAAUCAAUGGCAGAGAAAUUGUUGUUUUCUACCAUGAGGGGAAAUUUCAUGCUCUGGACUCUCGUUGCUACCAUGAAGGCGGCCCUUUAUACUGUGGAGAAAUAGAGGAUAUCAAUGGACAAGCAUGUAUUGUUUGUCCUUGGCAUAAGUUUAAAAUUACCUUGGAAACAGGAGAAGGAUUGUAUGAAGGAAUAAAUCCUCUGGAGCCAUCACCAACACCGAAGUGGCAGUCAAAAGGAGUCAAACAAAGGAUUCAUACAGUCACAAUAGACAAUGGAAAUGUUUAUGUGAGUCCUCCAGAUUUUUCUGUGAGUUUCGACUCUGAUUAUUUUGCUGACAAGUACAAAAAUGGUGGUGAAUUACCCAUGGGAAAACAAAGACACUCAGAAGAUGCAGGAGUAGUCAUGGCUGGACACCAGAAUCCUGGGGAAUGCACAAACGAAUAAUAUUUGUUGGGAAAUAGAAAUGUGCUGUGCUAUGAAGAUUCUCUCCAAAUUAAAUUAAAUGUUAAUUCAAUGUUAAAGCAUUGAAAUAAUAGUAUUGAGUAUGAUAAGAAGUCCUGCAUUGUCAGAAAUGUGACUGACCUUGUGCGGAGUGCACUGGCAUUUCAAAAAAUACUUAAUUACAGCAGAGUGCCUCACAAUAUUUGAUAUUUUGCUAGAACCAUUUUAAAGUUUUAGAGGGGAUGCUAUGGCUUAUAAAACUUACUACAUAGUUUAAAGUAGAUAGUCAGGUGCAAAGGUUAUCUUUAUAUACUUAACAGUUUAUACUUCUGUUACCUGUGGUAAAAAUGACAUAGAGAUUUUUAACUUUUGAGAUAUUUGUGUGAUCUCUACAUAUUUAUUAAGUGCCACAAAGGAAGGCACAGAACUUCAGCAUGUUUUGGUGCACUCUUUUAUACAUAUUUGUGCAUUACUACCUUGAAUAUAUAGAGGUAUUUCUUUUCCUUCUUCUCACUGAACUCCUCUCUUCAGUUUAUUGAAUAAUGUGGCAAGGAUUUGUUAUGUAUAGCUUGAUCUUCCUGACUCUUUUGGUUAAAGAGGGAGCUGUUUGGUGUGAUAUGUGAACUAGUGGCCCUUGUUUGCUUGUUUUUAUUUAUUGUAAAUAUAUUU